AUGGCCCAAGCAAUAAUUGGUAAAGUACCAUAUUUUGAUCACACUCAAAAUAAUUGGGCUAUAUUCCACACCCAAUUGGAUCAGUUUUUUAUUGCAAACGAAAUAGUGAAUGAACCAAAGAAAAAAGCCAUCCUAUUAACAUCGUUAUGUAAAACGUCACAUAUGCUGUUGCAAAAUUUGGUGAGUCCGGCGAAAGUUGAAGAUGUCGUUACAACGUUUGACAUGUGUUUGGCAGUGAUGAAUAAGCAUUUUAAGACUGCUACAUCUGGGUUUGCUGAGCGAUUUAAAUUUUACAAUGCUACAAAAUCUUCCACGGAAACUAUAAAUGAAUGGGCGGUCCGUGUUAGAUCGUUGGCUGUACAUUGUGAAUUCGGUGCUAACUUAGAAACGGCUAUUCGAGAUAAGUUUGUGAUGGGGUUGGAAAAGGGUCCGGCCCGUGAUAAAAUCUUUUUGGAGUCUGUGGAGAGCUCAUUUGAAAAGGUCGUUGAAAUCGCCAACAAUGUGGAAUAUGCUAAGCACCAAUAUGAUGUCAUAGAGGACAUUAAGGAGGAAAAUUUGCAUUUUAUUAAAAUAAAUAAGACGAAACAACAAAAGGAGCAAUACCAGGUUAAAACUGCAACACAACAACAGUGCAAGGUGGAUGUGUUAUUGAAAUCAUAUAAUGGCAUGGAUAUAACUCCUUUAGGAUCGUGCAACGUCGAGGUUAAAUAUGGAAAUAAAACUAAGGUAAUUCCUAUUAUUGUAAUUAAGAAUGGUGGCCCACCAUUGUUGGGUAGGAAUUUUUUAAAAAAUUUUGAAAUUAAAAUUUGUAACCUAAAUUAUUCGGUACCUAUGGCAAAUGCACAACAAAUUAUUGGAGAAUUUAAGAAUCUUUUUGAUGGUAGUUUUGGGUUGUUUAAGGGAGGUCAAGCAGUUUUGAAAAUCAAAGACCAAACUAUACCAAAAUUUUUCAGGCCAAGGCCUUUACCUUUGGCAAUUAAGGACAAAGUGGAAAAGGAAAUAGAUAACCUUGUAAGAAUGAAUAUUUUGCAACCAGUUGGUUACUGUGAGUGGGGUACUCCUAUUGUGCCCAUCGUGAAGAAAAAUGGAGGAAUUAGAAUUUGUGGGGACUUUAAAGUUACCCUUAAUCCGUAUUUAAAUGUUGAGAAAUACCCAUUGCCUCGAAUUGAGGAUAUUUUUUCCAAAUUGCACGGUGGGGAGGAAUUUACAAAAUUAGAUUUGAGCAUGGCCUACCAACAAAUUCAAUUGGAUGAACAAUCAAGGAAAUAUACUACUAUUUCAACUUCAAAGGGUCUGUUUCAGUACACUAGAUUAAUUUAUGGUUUGGCUUCAGCUCCUACUAUAUUCCAGAGGAUUAUGGAUUCUGUUUUAGCAGGGUUAGAUGGAGUUGUCGUGUUUUUAGAUGACAUUUUGAUCAGCGCACCUAAUAGGAAAUUACAUGUUGAAAGACUCAAGCGUGUUCUUAACAUUUUAAAUGCUGCCGGGUUUAAAUUGGCGUCGGAGAAGUAUACCAAAUUUGUUUGGAACGAUAGUUGUUCCACGGCUGUUGAUCACCUAAAAUCUUUGUUGUUGGCUGAUAAUUGUUUGGCACAUUUUAAUGUGAAUUAUAAUACCAGAUUGACGGUAGAUGCCAGUCCAGUGGGUGUGGGCGCAGUUUUGUCUCAAAUUGAUGAACAGGGUGUAGAAAGACCAAUUGAAUUUGCGUCGAGAUCUUUAACGGAUACGGAAAAAAGAUAUUCGCAAUUAGAUCGUGAAGCAGUGGCUAUUUUAUUUGGCGUUAAGAAAUGUAGAAGAGAUUGGCAACACAACAGAUCCCUUGCUGCUAAGCAGAGGCUGUCCAUUGCAAGCAAGAAAUUAAAAAGAGCCCUUCAGUCUGAAGAGGAUCGCAGAAAUCGAAACUAUAUUGAAAGUUUAACCAGUACUAAGCACACAAACUUCUCCCUUUGGAAGGCAUCUAUGAAUAUUAAGCGACUGGUAGAGGGUCAAAGUCCGAUAAGAAAAUCUGAUGGUUCCUGGGCACGUAGUGCAAAGGAUAAAACCGUAGUUUUCGCUGAACACUUAAGUAAUGUGUUUCAACCAAACCCCCCAUCAAAUAAUUUUGUGUUGGGGGAUUUACCUGUUCGGAUAGGAACAGACUCCGAACUAAUCAAUGUUAGUAUAGAAGAUGUUCAGACGAUCAUAAAGGACAAUCUUAAACUAAGAAAGUCUGCAGGUUAUGAUUUAAUUACACCUUCCAUGAAUGCCUACUGCCUUCUAGAACUCACAAAAUACUAG
Messenger RNA from Calliphora vicina (urban bluebottle blowfly), 2274 nucleotides. RefSeq lists its product as uncharacterized. The coding region runs from base 1 to 2274 and encodes 757 amino acids. The record is from RefSeq and is a predicted model, not a curated record. NCBI's taxonomy places the organism in Eukaryota, Metazoa, Arthropoda, Insecta, Diptera, Calliphoridae. The transcript is spliced from 4 exons.